GUAUGGUUCCAGAACCGAAGAGCCAAAUGGAGGAAAACAGAGAGAGGCACCUCCGACCAGGAAGGCUCCAAGGAAGCAAUGGCCGAGGUGGCUCCUCCUGUGAGGAAUUUAAAUUCCCCUUCUCCAGCAGAUCAAACCAGGAAUAAAAAAGAGAAUCUGGAGAUCCAGCAGAGCCUGAGUCGAGCGGUUGGUCCUACCGGACCCUUCUUCCCCUCCUGCCUGCCGGGGACUCUUCUCAACACAGCCACCUACGCACAAGCUUUGUCCCACGUCGCCUCGCUAAAAG
Messenger RNA from Tinamus guttatus (white-throated tinamou), 286 nucleotides. NCBI's taxonomy places the organism in Eukaryota, Metazoa, Chordata, Aves, Tinamiformes, Tinamidae. The record is from RefSeq and is a predicted model, not a curated record.